Molecule: messenger RNA, 840 nt
Organism: Rangifer tarandus platyrhynchus (Svalbard reindeer)
Lineage: Eukaryota; Metazoa; Chordata; Mammalia; Artiodactyla; Cervidae
Source: the annotation of a GenBank genome assembly
AUGGGCGCCCGGCCCUCGCGGCGGCGACGGCUGCCCGCGGAGCCGCCCAUAGCCUUGGACGCGCUGCCCCCGGAGCUGCUCGUGCAGGUGCUGAGCCACGUGCCCCCGCGCGCGUUGGUGAUGCGCUGCCGCCCGGUGUGCCGCGCCUGGCGCGACGUGGUGGACGGGCCCACCGUCUGGCUGCUGCAGCUGGCCCGCGACCGCAGCGCGGAGGGCCGCGCCCUCUAUGCGGUGGCCCAGCGCUGCCCGCCCAACAGCGAGGAUGAGGAGGAGUUCCCGCUCUGCGCCCUGGCGCGCUACUGUCUGAGGGCGCCGCUAGGCCGCAACCUCAUCUUCAACUCCUGCGGAGAGCAGGGCUUCAGAGGCUGGGAGGUGGAGCACGGCGGGAAUGGCUGGGCCGUGGAAAAGAACCUCAUAAUGAUGCCGGGAGCUCCUUCCCAGACCUGCUUCGUGACUUCGUUCGAAUGGUGCUUUAAGAGGCAGCUUGUGGACUUGGUGAUGGAAGGGGUGUGGCAGGAGUUGCUCGACAGCGCCCAGAUCGAGAUCUGUGUGGCCGACUGGUGGGGUGCUCGGGAGAACUGCGGCUGCAUCUACCGGCUUCGGGUCCGCCUCCUGGACGUGUAUGAAAAUGAAGUGGUCAAGUUCUCGGCCUCACCCAACCCGGUCCUUCAGUGGACUGAGAGAGGCUGCCGACAGGUCUCCCACGUCUUUACCAACUUUGGCAAGGGUAUCCGCUACGUGUCUUUUGAGCAGUAUGGAAGAGACACGCGUUCCUGGGUGGGGCACUAUGGCACCCUUGUGACCCACUCCAGUGUGAGGGUCAGGAUCCGCCUGUCCUAG